Molecule: messenger RNA, 823 nt
Organism: Amphiprion ocellaris (clown anemonefish)
Lineage: Eukaryota; Metazoa; Chordata; Actinopteri; Pomacentridae
Gene: med31
Product: mediator complex subunit 31
Exons: 4
Coding region: 191-586 (131 amino acids)
Biological process (GO): regulation of transcription by RNA polymerase II
Cellular component (GO): core mediator complex; mediator complex
Molecular function (GO): transcription coregulator activity
Source: RefSeq, a predicted model, not a curated record
ACGGUUCAGAUUUCCGUCAAACAUGUUGACUUCCGUUUAAUGGCGACGAGUAAACAUCGACAAAGAGCCGAGUGUUAAUAUUUAGUUCCUGUUAGUAGUUUGUAAAUUAUUUGUGAACAGUUUUUACUCGUUUUCAUCCAGAUAAAGAAUCUCUGCUGCCUUCAGGAUCUUCUGUGGUCAAGCGGCUGCCAUGGAAACAGAGGAACAGGCCAGGAACCGGUUCCAGUCGGAGCUGGAGUUCGUCCAGUGUUUGGCCAACCCAAACUACCUCAACUUUUUGGCUCAGAGAGGAUUCCUCAGAGAACGACCGUUCAUCAACUACCUGAAGUACCUGCUGUACUGGAAGGAGCCCGAAUACGCAAAGUUCCUCAAGUACCCCCACUGCCUGCACAUGCUGGAGCUGCUGCAGUACGAACACUUCAGGAAGGAGCUGGUCAACGCUCAGUGCACCAAGUUCAUCGAUGAGCAGCAGCUGCUCCACUGGCAGCAUUACUCCCGCAAACGGACGCGGCUGCAGCAGGCGCUGGCCGAGCAGCAGCAGCCGCAGCAGCAGCCGCCGCCGCACGGAAACGCCGCCGCCAAGUGACGAGUUCGACGUCACCAUGGAGGGAUUUUCUAGAAACGAUGGGAAGGACGAAUCGGAGAUGAUGAAACCUGAAUGUUGGUGUUUGAGGAGCUUCACUCUGGACUCAGGAAGAUUUAAUGAACUGUUGGAGAAAAGCUUCUCCCUGAAACCGACCCAAAGGAGCAGGGUAUUUCCGGGAACGUCUCAGAUUAAAGAGUUCAUCUGGGUUUAAUCUGAAAAUAAAUCUUUAGAACUGUU